GAUGGAGGUUAAGACAUGUCUGCGAGUGGUCCGUGGUCCCGACUGGGAGAGUGGGAACGAGGAUGGUUGCGAGGGAUACGUGGGGACUGUUGUUUCGGGAGGGAGGGCUGACGGCGCAGAGGACGGCAGACAUGAUGUAGCCACUGUUCAGUGGGACGUGGGAGGAGAGAGACACGUGUACCGCUGUGGUGCUGGUGGAAAGUACGACCUGCGAGUGAUAGACAGCGCGCCAGCGGGUGUAGUUCACAGUCACCUGGAGUGCAGUGGGUGUGGGAGUCGGACUAUUGCAGGCUUUGUGUGGAGGUGUGUCCACUGUCUGCGCUACCAUCUGUGCACUCCGUGCUACAUGAAGGACAGGCACAGUGUGUGGCAUCAUUUCACGAGGAUGGACUCUCCCAGAGAACCCCAGACAGAGGACGAGAGUGCGGUGUCGGUACCUGUCGAGGCGUGUUUGGGCCAGGGGGGUGUUUGUGGGAGCCAGAGUGGUGCGUGGACGAGACUGGAGGUGGAAUGAUCAAGAUGGAGGUGCGGGGAGAGAUGGGACUGUGGUGGAUGUGUGUGGAUGGCAGAGUCAGAGCUCAAGAAGUGUGGCCGUUGUGGUGUGGAGAGAAUCAGCUCUGAAGAGAAAGUACCGACUCGGACACAAGGGCAAGGUGGAUCUGCAGUGUACAGUUUCAGCUGAAGGAGGACACUGCUAUCUGGACCACCUACCACUGCUAGGCUCAGAGUACAAGUCUCCUCUGGAGCCAUUUAUUUCUGCUGGGGAUAAAUGUAAGAUAACAAUGGAUGUUGAUCGUCUCAAGUCUCAUUUAAAACACCUAUGGAAAGAGAGUAUUGUUAACGUCUUGGGGAAAGUUGGUAUAGUUGCUAGUGUAAAUGUCAGAAUGACUUAUGUAGGCAUCUACUACCCCUUCAAUGCUAAUGGAUAUUCACUAGUUAUGGAUGCCAUAGAAAAGGUGGAGGGGCCAGGUAUUCUUCCUGAUGAUGUGGUAUGGGUGAUUGAUGACAUGGCAGAGGUCCACAGACUACAAAAGGCUGCUCAAAGAUGGGAGGACGAUAUGGCUCUGUCGGUGGGACAGCUUGGCCGAGUGCACCUGAUUAGCCAAUCUGGCUCUCUAGUUCUGAGAGUGAAUGGGAGACAGUGGCUCAUGGAUAGCUCUUGUGUUGUGCCUGCUCCCGGAGAACACCCUGAGGAUGAACUGACUGAAGUGGAGCCAUCACCAAGUGUUGAUAGACUGUGGAUCACAAUGCUGGAGGAACCAAUCCCUGAGGCUUUUGAAAAUGUUGUAGUAAAAGGACAUGCUACGAUGCUAGCAGAUAUGCUGCAGAAAUGGCCAAACCAAGUUAAUACCAACUACAAUGGUAGAACACUGCUGCACAUUGCAGCAGCUGAGGGCUGGACCAAUUGUGUUCGAGUGCUGCUCGAGCACGGGGCAGACAUAAGGAAAAGGAAUGAGAAAGGAAACACACCUUUGAGAAUAGCAGCUUCAGUCAAUCGUCAUCAAGUAGUUGAGCUGCUGCUACUGCAAGAAGGCUGUGACGUGAACGAAGGGAACAGCAGAGGGUAUACUCCAGUUCACGAGGCAGCUCUUGCCGGGUAUUCCAGAGUUCUUAAACUACUUAUUGAUCAUCCAAAGUGCCAGGUUAAUGCACAGAAUUUUCGUGGUGAUACACCACUCUUCUGUGCUUGUCGAAAACGUUGGGCCAGUCAUAACCAAACAACUAGUGCUUGCCGGAGCAGAUCUGUCAGUAGUAAAUCAAAAGGGUCAUACCGCCUUCAUUGAUGCAGUUGUGGAAGGAUUCUACAGUGGUGUGGAGAUUAUGCUCCAAGCAAAUCCAGCCCUUAUCGAUCAUCACCGGGUUGAGGAUGGGGCGAACUCACUACAUAUUGCUGUCUUAAAGGACAAAAUUGACAUAGUUUUUCUUCUGGCUUCUGUGGGUAUGAGCAAGCUGGACCAGCCAGCCUUGACUACAGAUGAAACUGCACUGCACAUAGCAGCGAAGAAGGGCAAUAUCAGCUGCAUAGAGUGCCUCAUAGGUUAUGGAGCUGGUUUGGAGGUAGUGGAUAUGAAUGGAUAUCUCCACUGCACGUCGUUCUGUCCAGCAAGAUUAUGAAACAUCUUUCAGAGAGGUCACCCCACCUGAAUGAGUUCCAUCAUGAGAAUGUGUCAGGAGCUGACAACAGUAUUCAGGAUGUCCCUGUCUACAUCACUGUGGCCUGUUUCCUGGUCAGCGAAGGAGCCAGUCUGGAGACAAAGACAGCAAGUGGACUCACCGCUAUCGGUCUCUGUCCUCCUGAAUACCACUCUGUACUGAAGCUCUUUGGCAGACCAGAGAGGUGAGAGGUCACUAUAGAGGGAGUCUAUCCGAUAUCCUCAUCGCAGUCUGACUCAGAGAGCAGAUACAAAGUCAUCCAACGCAGCUGACAAAAUUGGACUGGCCCAGAGUGUGACCACACCCAGUAGCAGUGAGGCCACACCCCCUGAGGUAUCGGUGUCUGGAGGAGACUCUAACAAGACGGAGGAGAGUGAAGUGGACUCUGUGACUGGACCAAGUUGCUUUCUCUGUGAGGGGCCAUGUGAUAUCUCCUUCCAGCCGUGUGGACACACUGCCAUGUGUGCCACGUGUGCCCAACCUGUCAAAAAGUGCCCAAUUUGUAAGACUGACAUCAUUACAAAAUGUGCUGCACCAAAGCUCUAAUAAAAUGGAUCAAGUAGCUAUAUACCAUUGGACUAUCUGGCAAACACUUAUAUAGCUACAGGUGGGAUUGUUAUCACGGGGGUGAAGACCUCCAGCUGUAUUAUAGCUACAGGGGUAAGCUUAAACUUGCAUUAUGUAUGAAGUGCAGCACCAGUCAGUACUCUUUGUAGCCCAUGUUGUCAGCUGUUUUGCUAUAUAGUUUGGAGCUCACCCAUUUUUUCCAGCUGUAUGUGCCAAUGAGCUAUUCCGGAUAAUUGUGGAUUAUGAUUGAUUU
Geodia barretti is the source of this 2974-nucleotide messenger RNA. The record is from the annotation of a GenBank genome assembly. Lineage: Eukaryota; Metazoa; Porifera; Demospongiae; Tetractinellida; Geodiidae.